GUAUAACUUCGAUUUUAGACAAUAAUCUCCCCGCAUACAACCUUUCCGACAACAACGAAGCGAACGAACGAAAUACUCUAACGAUUUCAUUCCAAAAAUUCUCUAGCGUGGCAUCGUAGUCAUGAAUCGACCAGGAGCCGUGCCACAAUCCCUUCGAGGGAUGCCAACUGGAUUUGGUGGUCAACAACAACCUCAACAACCAGGUAGAACAGUGUCCGGCCGAUUACCAAAUGGGAAAUUAGCGAAUAAUGGUGGUGGAUGGGCGUUUGGUAGUGUUCCUAUGGGUGGUGCUGCGCUUCAGACAUCAUCAAGGCAACUAGGCGGCAACCUCAGUUUUGCCCAAAGUUUGAGUGGCUCUCAGCCGGCAACACCCCUCGAUCUCUCCGAGUUUCCCUCCUUAUCAAAUACAUCACAGCUUCCGAGUGCUGGAGGAUCUUCGUUAUGGUCAGCAGGAGGAUCUAGAGGUAUGGGUGGGGCCAUACAGAGAAAUCAACAACCUACUCCUUUAUCCGCUCAACAUGCACCGCAGCAAGAUGACUUCUUUUCACCUUCGCGCAUGACAUCUGGCCAGGGCCAGUAUCGAUUUGGUAGCCAGAAUAAUGUCGCUCAAUCAUCCCAACCCCAACCUAGCAGCAUCGACGAUUUCCCUCCGUUGAAUAACAACAACAUGAGGAACGGCAAUGGAGAGAUAGGUCAGGAACGUGGAUCAAGUCUGAUGUCGACUCUCGGUUUUGGUGCCCAAGGUAACGCAGCUCCUGGAUCCUUGCCAGGCCCUAGAUCAGGAAACGGUCUGCUCAAUGCGUUAUCGGCAAACACUCGAACAACGGAUGUUCGGUCCCCAGAUGGAUCUACGGCUAUAGGCGCUUCGCGACCACAAGAUAUUAGAAGCACAGGUAGCGGCGCUAAUGAGGAAGGUCGACAAAAACCUCCUGGAUUCCGAGAAGAUAGCAUAACAACCCAAUCAGCCACACAAGAUGCUCCGGAGUCGGUUGACGGUCGCAAUCCCCUUGGUGCGAUCGGUACCAGUGAUGCUCCCUCGGGCAAGAACAGCGAUGAGAAGGCCAACCAGCCCGCGUCCGUACAUGACCCCUUAGCAGGGAUGACGCCAAUCGACAAGUGGGGAAUCAAAGGUCUCCGCGCACUAAUGAAUAAUUAUCCCGAUUAUAACGCUGCCGUUACGGGGCUCGAUCCAACUACGCUUGGUAUAGACUUCACGUCUCCCCAGCCAUUGUCAACCCAGGUGUUCUCGCUGUUCAACGACACUCCGCCUCGGCCAGGAAUUCCCGAGUACCGCCUUCCGGAAUGUUAUAAUGUGAACAACGUGCAGCCUCUAGAAAACAAGAUUAGCAACUUCAACGAGGAGACGUUAAUGUGGAUAUUCUACAGCUGCCCCGGAGAUAUCAAGCAGCAUAUGGCCGCACAUGAGCUGUACAACCGAGCGUGGCGAUGGCACAAGAAGCUUAAGAUCUGGUUGACCAAAGAUGAGAUUAUGCAGCCCCGUAUUCUCAGCGCACAGCAUGAGGAGGGCUACUACAUCAUCUGGAAUACAACAGAUUGGCGUAAGGAACGUCGUACUCUUACGUUGCAUUACGCCGAUCUGGAGACCAACAACUCGGCUCUCCCAUAAAGAUGUGUAAUUGUCUGUGACAUUGAGCGGUACGCAGGACUUGGCGAGCCUGCGUAUCAGCUGGCGUUGGGUUUACGGAUUGCACAACCUAGGGGAACAAGGCUAAUUGCGGUAACUUGAUGGCUUUCAAGUUCGGUAUUGCUUAGGGGCGUAGCAAAUGCCCAACCUGGCAAACAGGUCUUUGCACGAGGGCAUCAAUGCACCUCGAUUCAUCAAUACAGGAUUUUUAAAAUCCCUAACACUACGUUCCCUAAUCUCGCCGAUCUC
This is a messenger RNA of Annulohypoxylon maeteangense, 1894 nucleotides long. RefSeq lists its product as uncharacterized. The record is from RefSeq and is a predicted model, not a curated record. Gene Ontology annotation, cellular component: P-body; CCR4-NOT core complex. The transcript has 7 exons. Bases 122 to 1627 code for a protein of 501 amino acids. Gene Ontology annotation, biological process: regulation of DNA-templated transcription; nuclear-transcribed mRNA poly(A) tail shortening. NCBI's taxonomy places the organism in Eukaryota, Fungi, Ascomycota, Sordariomycetes, Xylariales, Hypoxylaceae.